Nycticebus coucang (slow loris) is the source of this 1194-nucleotide messenger RNA. RefSeq names its product myoglobin (gene MB). Gene Ontology annotation, biological process: oxygen transport. Gene Ontology annotation, molecular function: oxygen binding; heme binding. Bases 14 to 658 code for a protein of 214 amino acids. Gene Ontology annotation, cellular component: extracellular exosome. NCBI's taxonomy places the organism in Eukaryota, Metazoa, Chordata, Mammalia, Primates, Lorisidae. The record is from RefSeq and is a predicted model, not a curated record. The transcript is spliced from 3 exons.
GACCCCUCCCUGGAUGAGAAAGAGAAAGAGAGAAGGGAGGGAAGGAGGGAGAGGCAGCCAUCAGGUGAUCUGUGUCGCGCAUCCGGGAAGGUAUAAAAGUCCCUUUGGGGCCAAGCAGCCUCAAAUCCCAGCUGCAGGGCCAGGACACCCAGUCAACCCACACUUGCUCUUUUUGUCUUCUGCAGACCACACCAUGGGGCUCAGCGACGGGGAAUGGCAGUCAGUGCUGAAUGUCUGGGGCAAGGUGGAGGCUGACCUUGCUGGCCACGGGCAGGAAAUCCUCAUCAGGCUCUUUACAGCUCAUCCUGAGACUCUGGAGAAGUUCGACAAGUUCAAGAACCUGAAGACCCCAGACGAGAUGAAGGCUUCCGAGGACCUGAAGAAGCACGGUGUCACUGUGCUCACCGCCCUGGGGGGCAUCCUCAAGAAGAAGGGGCAGCACGAGGCGGAGAUCAAGCCCCUGGCCCAGUCGCACGCCACCAAGCACAAGAUCCCCGUGAAGUACCUGGAGUUCAUCUCCGGGGCCAUCAUCCAUGUUCUGCAGAGCAAGCAUCCCGGGGACUUUGGCGCUGAUGCCCAGGGAGCCAUGAGCAAGGCCCUAGAGCUGUUCCGGAAUGACAUCGCUGCCAAGUACAAGGAGCUGGGGUUCCAGGGCUAAGCUCCUGCAGCCCCAUCCCCCCCACACCUGGGCCCCAGACCCAGGGAGUGGGGGCUGAGUCUCAUGUAGCCAUGUAGAGUUUGCUUUUGAGUGUCUGCUUGGUUUAUGAGGGGUGGGCAGGAGAGGCUGAGGGGCUGGGAGUGGGAUGUUCAAGUUGACUCCACAUACCUGACAAUGGGGCUCCCUGCAGAACGUCAUCACCCCAGGAACAGGGAGACGUGUGGUCCUUUGUCACUGUGGCCUGCACGGUCUGGGUCAGACCUGGUUCUCCUUUGCUCUGCAUCCCAACCUAACUCCUUCCAACCUCCAAACUGACUCUAACCCCAAACCCAGCCCAUUAGCUGAGCCCUGGCCAUCGUCACUCUCUGAUUCAUCGCCGGCCACAGCAAAGGCAACAGAAUGUUCCCUUGGGCGGAGGAGGAGAGCUGGGUGGGGCUGGACCACCAGGGCGGCGGCCAGGUAUCUGGAACAUGCUUGUGCCUUCUCAGGUGUUGGGGUGACUCACCUGGUUUUAAUAAACCCCCUGCAACAUCUCA